Messenger RNA from Aspergillus heteromorphus CBS 117.55, 2330 nucleotides. RefSeq lists its product as uncharacterized. NCBI's taxonomy places the organism in Eukaryota, Fungi, Ascomycota, Eurotiomycetes, Eurotiales, Aspergillaceae. Gene Ontology annotation, cellular component: extrinsic component of intraperoxisomal membrane. Gene Ontology annotation, biological process: peroxisome inheritance. Bases 200 to 1924 code for a protein of 574 amino acids. The transcript has a single exon. The record is from RefSeq and is a predicted model, not a curated record.
CUCUCCAUUAUCUCACCACCCCAACUCCCCCCCCGUCAUUCAUUGAACCCCCUGCUGAUCGUCUCGUCUCUCCUUAUCCCUUGAACUCUUGUUGUCUCACUUCCACACUACACUUAAUUUCGUCCUCUUAUUCAAUGUAAUCAAUCUCUUUGUCCGCGUUGUCUUCUUCUUCCACCUUCCCUAGUCCCCAUGAACGAGAAUGUCUAAUCUCUCGGAUGCGCCACCCCAGACCCUAUCGAUCCGUCGGUCUGCAACCCUGCCCUCCAAGCUCAAUCCCCGGACGCGACGUCAGUCCGAAUCCUUCAGGCCGUCGGAGAACGAUCUCUUCUACCACCCGGCCGCCAAAGUCGUCCAUUUCUCUCCCAGAGCCCUCGCCCCCAUCCCCUCCAGCACCGCGCCCUCCGACUUCGACUACCCGGUCGACACCGUCGAGACCCUACCGUGGAGAUCCCCGACGGAGCGAACGGUCGCGUUCGCGCCUCUCCGCCUGGAAAGCAUCCAGGGCCUCACCGUCUUCCUCAAGUGCGGCAAUGUGGUCCAUGCGAUCCUCAAAAACUCGCAGUGUUGGUGCGUCGACGGCGAGUCGACCUUCGUCCUGCGCAUCCGUCCGUUGACCUACUAUCGCAUCGAGCUUCCCAAUGAUUCCGACGACAACAAGGGUCUGGUCGCGGAGAUCAAGGACGUGCUGCCGCGAGUCCUCCGCUACGAGGUGACCCCGUGCCCCUUCAAGAGAGGUUUUACGGUGGAGAUCCCGGAGGAGGCCAAAGCGCCCAGGCGGAAGAGGGCAUGGCGCCCCAAGGGACGCCGCGAGAGCGCGCCCAUCAACUCGGGCUAUGUCCAGGGGCUGCUGAGCAAGGAGUUCGCGAGGGACUCCGGGGAUGACACGGAUGGCAAUGCGACGGAUGAUAGUGGCUUCACCAGGGGCAGCAACAGCACGGCGUUGGAGACUAUUCCCGAUGAGGAUCCUGAGCCUCAGACUGAGUCUGCAGAAGAAACCGAACCUAUGCAGGCAGCCGAACCUGCACAGGCUGAAGCUGCGCCAGCAUCCGAACCUGCUCAAACGGCCGACCCUGCUCAAACAGAGCCCGUUCGAUCAUUCGACCCUUCACCCCCAUCCGAACCCCAGCCAUCCGCACCUGUUGACCUGCCCAGACGCUCGGUCCAGGAGACGGAACAGAGCUUUCAGACCUUGCUGGCAAGGUUUGAAGACAGCUCGGAGCAGGUUGAUCCUGACAUGUCUUUCUCCUCGAGCGUCGAAUCAUUCCAUUCUCUAUCGGCGUUGCCCGAACUCGACGCCUGCUCUGAACCCACAACCGAAAGCACCGAUAAUUUCCAGAACGAAAACAGCGAUAGUCCAUCCUCGGAGGACCAGUCCGGGGAAACGGGCCGCUCUAGGCUGUCCGUAUAUGUCGACUGUUGGGACAACCUAUCGCCCUCGCAGAAUGCGGAAGAUUUCUCCGAGGAACCCAAACCAACCCAGAAUACUGUCUCCGACAUUCCACGGCCCGUAAACCGCCAUUCCAUGGCAGACUCCAACCCCAACCUCAGCAGCAUGAGCGUCGAAUUCCGCCGUCGCUCCAGGGCCUCCCGGGAGCGAGAAGUCUCCCCAAUGCCUCCGGCGUCCACGCUCGCCCUCACCAGACCACCGAAACACGACGCGGCGUCGCUGAUCCACAAGACCUGCGCGCUGGUGUUGGUGCCGCCGAUCCAGCUGCUGGUUGUGCUCAUCCACAUCGCGGCGCGCAUCGUCAUCGGCCCAGCCUUGAACUCGGCUAUGGGCGAGUUGAACCGGAAGAUUGAGUACGAGAUCGCCAGUACACGGGAGACAGUGGAUGAUUUCGACCUGCCGCUUCCCGACUGCUCCAGAUCCUCGUCCGAGGAUGCUGGUAGAAAAGACUUUGCGGGUCUGCGUCGAUCGGCAUAACCUGCAUGCGCUUGGGCCUACAUGCGCCUUUAUUUGCGGGCAUGUCACUCUUUCUCCACUGCUACCCCUGUUGUAUUCUCUAUUGAUGACUCACUCGAUUCCCCACGUUGCUGAUGAUACAUUUGUACGAUUCCUCUCUCUCUCUCUCUCUCUCUCUCUCUCUCUCUCUCUCUCUCUUAUACACCCUCUCACACCUCUCACACACACUCUCCCUCUCUCUCCCUUUGUGCCAUAUGUACGGAUUGUGGGUGGACUGUUCUGGAUCACAUAUGUACCUUAAUGUUUUUUGUACUCUAGCGGUCCCCGCCAAUACAAUAAUCACACGAUCCCUUAGAAAGAUGUCACAUCGGUCCUCAUCGGGAUGAAAGAUCCGUAAAGCCCCUUCCCACUGCCCACUGCCCACUGC